Messenger RNA from Triticum turgidum subsp. durum (durum wheat), 516 nucleotides. The record is from the annotation of a GenBank genome assembly. Lineage: Eukaryota; Viridiplantae; Streptophyta; Magnoliopsida; Poales; Poaceae.
AUGGCGGUGGAGGAAGAGGGAAGGAAAAGAAUCCCAUCUCUCCUCUCCUCCGGGGAGGAGAACAUCGCCUCCAACAUCACCCAGCUCAUAGGUUGGACUCCGCUAAUAGAAAUGAAGAACAUUGCUAAGAAAGACGGCUUCGAAGCGCGGUUGGUUGGAAAGAUGGAGGCGUACCAACCCCUUUGCUCAGUUAAGGACAGGAGCGCUCUCCGGAUGAUUGAAGACGCAGAGGAGAAGGGAUUGAUUUCACCAGGUGUUAUGACACUAAUCGAGCCAACAAGCGGCAAUCAAGGAAUUGGAAUGGUGUUCAUCGCUGUUCAGAAAGGCUACCGGUUUAUUGCUGUUAUGCCUGCAAAAUAUUCACUUGACAAACAGAUGCUACUGAGAUUUUUGGGUGCUGAACUGAUAUUAACAGGAAUGAUUGGCAAGGUGGAGAAGCUGAUGAAGACUAUACCAAAUUCUCACUGUCUUAAUCAAGUCACCAAUCCAGCAAACCCAGAUGCACACUUCAAAUGA